UUCCAGCAUCUGAGGGCCACUGCCCAGAAUCAGCAUUGCAAUCUCUCUUACACGCACUAGCUAUCCUGAAUGUUGCCAGCUUCCUCAGUCGACAGAUUUUCAGGAAAUCAAGAGGAUCUGGUCUACAUCUCUGGGAGAAAUCCAGUGCUGUUUAGCUGUGGCUUGCAAUAUGAAGCUGUACAUCAAGGCAUAUAUGGACAUACCUCCAUGAAGAAGUGUGCAUGGUGCAGUUUUGCUGCCUGUUUUCACAGAAGAUAAUGGAAGGCACAACAUUUUUCCACACAGGCAUAUCAAUUCUAAUGGUAGUACUGUGGCUAGGAACAUUGCUGCAAUGCCCUCCAGAUUCCCCAGGAUUUGCAAAGCAACCAGCAGUCUCCACCCUAACUCCUAUUGUCUUGAGGCAAGAAAUUCUGAAGUGGAAUGGAUGGGGAUAUAAUGACUCCAAAUUUAUAUUUAAUAAGAAGGGACAAGCAGAAUUCACAGGAAAAAGGUAUAGGUUGAGUGGUAUGGUGUUACCUGUUUUGAAGGAAUGGAUGGAAAAAACCUUAGGAGCAAGUCUGGAGCACAAAAUUACCUCUAGAGCUUUCUUAAAUACUAGUGAUGUACCCCCAUCUAUUGUAAAUGAAGAAUUUCUUCAGGAUCUUAGAGCCACUAAAAUUUCAUAUUCACAGGAUGCAGAAGAUAGGGUGUUCAGAGCUCAUGGUCACUGCCUACAUGAGAUAUUUGUGCUAAGGGAAGGAAUGUUUAAACGAAUUCCCGAUAUAGUUGUAUGGCCAGGUUGCCAUGAUGACGUAGUUAAAAUUGUGGAACUAGCCUGCAAACAUAAUCUUUGCAUAAUACCAUUUGGUGGAGGAACAAGUGUUUCUAGUGCUCUUGAAUGUCCUGCAGAUGAGAGAAGAACUAUUGUUUCAUUGGAUACAUCACAAAUGAAUCGAAUUCUCUGGGUCGAUGAGAAAAACUUAACUGCUCAUAUAGAGGCUGGCAUUGUUGGACAGGAUUUGGAAAGACAGCUUGGUGAGAGUGGUUACUGUACAGGCCAUGAACCAGAUUCUAUGGAAUUCAGCUCCCUUGGAGGAUGGGUGGCCACACGUGCAUCAGGCAUGAAAAAGAACAUCUAUGGAAACAUUGAAGAUCUGGUGGUUCAUAUAAAAAUGGUAACCCCAAGAGGAGUAAUAGAAAAAAGCUGUCAAGUACCUCGCAUGUCAACAGGACCUGACAUCCAUCAUUUCAUUAUGGGAUCUGAAGGAACCCUUGGAGUGGUUACAGAAGUUACAAUAAAAAUUCGGCCAAUCCCUGAAUACAAGAAGUAUGGCUCUGUAGUAUUUCCUAACUUUGAACGAGGAGUGGCCUGUUUAAGAGAAGUAGCAAAGCAGAGGUGUGCUCCUGCAUCAAUUCGCCUUGUGGACAAUGCACAAUUUCAGUUUGGGCAUGCUCUUAAACCACAGGUUGCUUCAAUUUUUACGUCACUUUUGGAUGGGCUGAAAAAAUUCUACAUCACAAAGUUUAAAGGAUUUGAUCCGAAUGAACUGUGUGUAGCUACAUUACUCUUUGAGGGUGACAGAGAGAAGGUUCUUCAGCAUGAAAAGCAAGUUUAUGAUAUCGCUGCCAAAUUUGGUGGUCUGGCAGCUGGAGAAGAUAAUGGACAGAGAGGUUACAUGCUGACAUUUGUCAUCGCUUACCUUCGGGACCUGGGCCUGGAUUACUAUGUAAUAGGAGAAUCAUUUGAGACUUCUGUUCCCUGGGAUAGGGUUAUAGACCUCUGCAGGAAUGUAAAGGAAAGAAUAGUGAGAGAAUGCAAAGAAAAAGGUGUCCAGUUUGCUCCGUUAUCCACCUGCAGGGUGACACAGACUUACGAUGCAGGUGCAUGUGUCUAUUUCUAUUUUGCCUUUAACUACAGGGGAAUUAGUGACCCUGUUCAUGUCUAUGAACAAAUUGAGAGAGCUGCUAGAGAGGAAAUCCUCACCAAUGGAGGAAGUCUGUCGCAUCACCAUGGAGUGGGCAAGUUGCGGAAGCAGUGGAUGAAGGAGAGUAUAUCUGAUGUUGGCUUGGGGAUGCUUAAGUCUGUCAAAGAAUAUGUGGACCCCAAUAACAUCUUUGGAAACAGGAACCUUUUAUAAAACCCUUACUGUCUGAAAAUUUCAAAAUUACAAUUUUUAGCCUCAUUGUACUGUUAUCCCAGUAAUCAAAUAUAACAUGGACUGAACUUUAAAGCUAAUAUCUUUUAUUGGUUUUCCUCCAAUAAAAUGUAAACAUUCACUAUUAACAUUCACAGAUUUACUGACUGUACCCCUAAACCUCUCAACACACAACCUGGCAGAGGCACAUCAAGGUAUAUACCUGUUUGCAAAUGCAGAUAUAGCAUUCCAAGUUUGGUUAGGCAGUACAGCCAAUGAUUGUAGUUUCCAUGCUGGAUGAAGCCAACUGUUCUUUAUUAAAGCAUCCCCUGAAAGAAGAACAAAGACUGACAUUGAUGUUGUCUUCAUAAACAGCUGCUCACUCAGCCUCUUGCUAGAGGAAAGUUGCUGGGAAGCACAUGAGAGGUGGAUUUCACUAAGGGAAUACUUCUGUGUGCUGAAGCAUUAAGCAAAUAGCAGUAUAAAUAUAGGCUUUCUGUUUAAAAGAUGCACCAUAGUUCUGUGGGAUGUUUGGCUUGUCAGUCUCCCUUUCAGCAUCAUUGGAAAUUUAAAAUCUUUGAAAAGAAUACUUAACUAAAGUGUAGCCUGAGUUGUAUUUGCACUGCUGGGAUAAUCUUUAAUAUGCUAGUCAGUCAUUGUAAGUUUUUGUACAGAACAGCAGACAUUUCUCAUUGUAUAUUAACAGGUUUGUUACAUAAAAUUGCCUUCAUGAACACUGCACUCCUAAUGUGUCUAGUUUCACUUUAUUUUUGUGGAGAUGCAAAAUUCUUUUUUUCCCAACAGAGAAUGUUUUGGCUAUUUUAAAAUAAAUCUUUGCCCAGCACUGUAUCUUAAAACAGGUCUCAACGGUUUCAAGGUUCAAACAGUUUUAUUAAUCUAAAAUGGAGAAUAUACUGUCUGGAAAUGAAGUUUCCAAUUUUAAUUUCAUAUUGGCCUUUCCGAAUUACUGGUUUACAUAACUAGAAGCUGCAAAUGUAGUCCUCCAUAUAAUAAAAAAUAUGGAACUUUGUUUAAGAAAAUAUCUGUACAACAAUAUCAGAUCUGAAACAAUUUUACAUUAAAACCAGGAUCUUAAAACAAGUGAAAUUAAAAUUUAAAACUGU
This is a messenger RNA of Gopherus flavomarginatus (Mexican gopher tortoise), 3238 nucleotides long. It is a transcript of the gene AGPS, whose product is annotated as alkylglycerone phosphate synthase. Gene Ontology annotation, biological process: lipid biosynthetic process. Gene Ontology annotation, molecular function: alkylglycerone-phosphate synthase activity; FAD binding. The coding region runs from base 222 to 2117 and encodes 631 amino acids. The record is from RefSeq and is a predicted model, not a curated record. NCBI's taxonomy places the organism in Eukaryota, Metazoa, Chordata, Testudines, Testudinidae. The transcript is spliced from 23 exons.